CUAGCCUCCACCUACCCUAAGGCUAGAAUGCUGUAACAUCUGAAACCUGUAGAAGAGGCUUCCCCACCUUGCUAUAACCCACCCACCUGACUUUCUCAUCAAUGUAACUGAUAGGUGGAAGUCCAUGUAACUGUCUGAGCAACUGUCAUUUGACUGAACCUUAUAAGCCACUCUUCAUUUUUACUCAGCGAAGGUGGUCCUAGAUGACCAUCUUGCCUCCUGGGAUUCUGCAGCAGCUUAUUGGCUAGACAGCCUCCAUUGUGAGGUAACUCUGUUUUUCUUCCUAGCCAGAGAGCUAUGCACUGAGUCUGGGUCCACAUCCAGGCACCAGAACCUCCAGUCAAAUGGUACCUUCUUCCUCCUUGUCACCUUGUUCACUUUGCCCGACAGCCGGGAGGGCUAAACUGGGAGAGGCCAAAAGCCCAGGCAAGAUUCCUGGCAGGUAUCCAAGCAACUGCAAGAGGACUGAGCCUCAUCCCGAGAUGGAGCUCUUAUAAAUCUCCCCAGAGCCAGGUGGGCCUUCUCCGCCAACUGCUUCCCUGACUCACACGCUCAGUCUUCAGCCAGGGCCAGGCUCCCUCGGGAAUUGGGAGCCAGCAUCUCAGGUCUGUAGCUAUGGCUUCUCCAGAGAAAAACCCAUCAGAGGCCUAUUCAAGACUGUUCUAGGACUAGACUCCCUGAGGCUCUGCCACCUAGCCACCAUGUUGAAGAAGUCACUGCUUGGAAAGGACUACAACAAUGAGCUGAACUUGGACAAUGGGUCUAAGUCCCCCUCGAAGAGCAGCAGCAGCAGCAGCAACAGCAGCAGCUCAACCCCAGAAAAUGCCCCUCCUGCUGAGGAAGACAACGCUCUCUCGCUGUUGCAAACCUUGGUCCACCUGUUGAAAUGCAACGUUGGCACUGGGCUUCUGGGGCUUCCCCUGGCCAUAAAAAAUGCCGGCUUACUGGUUGGGCCCAUCAGCCUGCUGGCCAUCGGGAUCCUCACAGUGCACUGCAUGGUCAUCUUGCUGAACUGCGCUCACCACCUCUCUCAGAGAUUGCAGACGACUUUUGUGAACUAUGGGGAGGCCACAAUGUACAGCCUGGAAACCUGCCCCAGCCCCUGGUUGAGGUCCCAUUCCGUGUGGGGAAGGUACACUGUCAGCUUCUUAUUGAUCAUCACCCAGCUGGGCUUCUGCAGUGUUUAUUUUAUGUUUAUGGCAGACAAUUUACAACAGAUAGUAGAAGAAGUCCAUGUCACCUCCAACACCUGCCAGCCCAGGAAGUUCCUGGUGCUGACCCCCAUCCUGGACAUUCGUAUCUACAUGCUGACAAUCCUGCCCUUCCUGAUCAUGUUGGUGUUUAUCCGGAACCUCAAGGUGCUGUCUGUCUUCUCAACAAUGGCCAACAUCACCACCCUGGGGAGCAUGAUCCUGAUCUUUGAGUAUAUCAUCCAGGACAUUCCAGAUCCAAGCAACCUGCCCCUGAUGGCAAACUGGAAGACCUUCUUGCUGUUCUUUGGUACUGCCAUCUUCACAUUUGAAGGCGUUGGUAUGGUUCUGCCUCUCAAAAACCAGAUGAAGAAUCCACAGCAUUUCCCCCUUGUUCUGUACGUGGGGAUGUCCCUUGUCAUCUUUCUCUAUUCCUGCCUGGGAAUCCUGGGCUACAUGAAGUUUGGGUCAGACACCCAGGCCAGCAUCACCCUCAACUUGCCCAACUGCUGGUUGUACCAGUCGGUCAAGCUGAUGUACUCCGUGGGCAUCUUCUUCACCUACGCCCUCCAGUUCCACGUCCCAGCUGAGAUCAUCAUCCCGUUUGCCGUCUCUCAGGUGCCAGAGAACUGGGCACUGUUUGUAGACCUGUCUGUCCGCACAGCCUUGGUCUGUCUCACCUGUGUCUCAGCCAUCCUCAUCCCCCGCUUGGACCUGGUCAUCUCCCUAGUGGGCUCUGUGUGCAGCAGUGCCCUGGCCCUCAUCAUCCCACCCCUCCUGGAGAUCAUCACCUUUUACUCUGAGGACAUAAGUUGUGCCACCAUUGCAAAGGACAUCAUGAUCAGCAUCCUGGGCUUUUUGGGGUGUAUUUUUGGAACAUACCAAGCCUUCUAUGAGUUGACCCAACCCAUUAACCAUUCCAUGGCCAACUCUACAGGUGUCUAUAUGCAUCAUUUUUUAUUUUUAUUCUAAUAGCUUCCCCUUCCUCCUACCCCCAUUUUGAUUUCCAUGCAGAUGUUAUAUAUAUUCAUCAAACCCCAACAUCUCUA
This is a messenger RNA of Ictidomys tridecemlineatus (thirteen-lined ground squirrel), 2239 nucleotides long. The record is from RefSeq and is a predicted model, not a curated record. Lineage: Eukaryota; Metazoa; Chordata; Mammalia; Rodentia; Sciuridae.